AUGCGCUCUCGCUUGUCGCAGGUGACUGUCGUGAGCGCUCUGCUUCUGCUGGCUUCCGCCGACGACGGCAACGCAGAGGACACCCUGGACACGGAAGGCCACAGUUUCGGAGGCCUUGCUCAGGCGACAACUUUCAGGCAGGCCUCAGGGUCGGCUCCUGUCAAUUUCCUGCAGUCGGCAACGAGCUACAGCGGAGCCUCCACCUACGGGCAGUCUGCCGGGCUUGACCGACCGCAACCUUUCGACUUCGGCUACAACGUGCAAGACGAGUUUGGCAACACGCAGUUCCGGCAAGAAAAAGGCGACGAGUCCGGCUCCGUGCAGGGCAGUUACGGCUACACUGACGCCCUCGGCGUAUACCGUAAGGUUCACUACGUGGCCGACCAGAACGGCUUCCGCGCAGACAUCAAGUCAAACGAGCCCGGUGUGAAGCAGGAGAACCCGGCAGACGUUCAGCUGGUCGUCGAACCUCCGCCGUCGGGCGUCCAGGCGGCGACCGCCUCUAGGUCCGGAGCUUUCCUUCAUGGGGGCGGAGGAGGCCACCACGCCGCCGAAAGGCCCGCACGGCAGCGUUUUCCACCGGGGCUUCACGCUUAAAGGCCCAAUGACGGCUUCGUAGCAUAGAUGAGCAUAGAUUGACAAAGUUUGUGGGUUGGGAGUCGACAGAGAGAAUGAUGAAAGCGGAGCUGUGCUCAUUUUAUAGCAAUUUUUGUUGUAUUCUACGUUUCAUGUAUCGCAACCGGAAAAAAACGUAACAGGAAUGUUGGCGGUUCCGAAUAUCCGUGGCCGCCUGUUGAGAUGCAGAGCUUUAACAGUAGAUCCUUUGUACUGUCGCAGCUAUUACGCGGGAAAAAUAGAAGUCGGUGGUUAGUUUUUUUUUCUUUUUUCUUUUUUUUUCUCUUUUUAAUCUUCGGCGGACCUGCGGUAUAUUAGCAGGGGUGCUCGAUUACGGAACAAAAAGCGUCAUAAAGAAUGCUUCCUCUAUCUACGUAUCGCGCAAAUAUCAUCUAACAAGUGGUAUAAUGAACACUGCACAACAGUACCCCAAGAAGUGGAAGGUCGCAGAAAGCCUAAUCUUAAACGACUCUAUGCCAUCAUUAUUUUUGUAUUUGUGUAGUUGGAGCAAACAUAACGACAACAGAACGACGACGACGCUUUUAAGAAAAGCGAGGCAUCAUUUUUGUGUUUUUUUUUUGUUUUGUUUUUGUUUUGUUUUGGUUUGUUGUUAAGAGACUGGUCAGUCUUGCGAGAUGGGUUUGUGCGUUUUGGAGCGUUCUCGGAGCUCGGUGUUCUCAAACGUUCUUUGACUUCUCGUCCUGCUUUGAGCAAUGAGGAAGUCAUUCCAGGCAGUUUAGGUUAUUUCGAGUAAAGCUAAGCGCUAUUCCAUUUUCUUCGGGGUGAGUGAGGAAGUUGCACUAGGUCCGGAGGGUUCUGAUUUUUGCUGCGGUUCAUUUUUGCUUCUUCUUGUAUAUACGCAAGCUUUCCUUCGCGCACCUCAGCUGGCCGUGCUGUAUACUACUAUAUAAGUGUGCCAUUUAUUACGUAAUAAAUAAAAAAAAUCCUGUUCCUGAGCCAUA
Molecule: messenger RNA, 1577 nt
Organism: Ixodes scapularis (black-legged tick)
Lineage: Eukaryota; Metazoa; Arthropoda; Arachnida; Ixodida; Ixodidae
Product: adult-specific rigid cuticular protein 15.7-like
Exons: 2
Coding region: 1-597 (198 amino acids)
Cellular component (GO): chitin-based extracellular matrix
Molecular function (GO): structural constituent of chitin-based larval cuticle
Source: RefSeq, a predicted model, not a curated record